Messenger RNA from Betta splendens (Siamese fighting fish), 5542 nucleotides. Its product is annotated as desmoglein-2.1-like. The record is from RefSeq and is a predicted model, not a curated record. Gene Ontology annotation, biological process: homophilic cell-cell adhesion. Gene Ontology annotation, molecular function: calcium ion binding. The coding region runs from base 1507 to 2949 and encodes 480 amino acids. The transcript has 6 exons. Gene Ontology annotation, cellular component: membrane. NCBI's taxonomy places the organism in Eukaryota, Metazoa, Chordata, Actinopteri, Anabantiformes, Osphronemidae.
UGCAGAAGGAGGUGACAUAAAACACAAAAAAUAAGCAAAUCACAGAAGAAUCAGCACAUUCGAGAGACUUAACCUGUCAGACUGGAGAUCAAUAAGUUGGAGCUCCUCUAGUGUGGUUCAGGGCCUUCUGAAUCACAGAUUGUCUGUGCUGAUCGUCCCACUCUCCAUUCCUCUCUAAAAUAUCUAAACUUAACUUACCUGUAGAAGACCCCAAUGGCAGUGAGCUCAGAUCAACUUCUGUCAUUCAAUGAAACGAAAUAAUAUAAUACAAUUGAGGCUUUAAGACAAUACAAGAUUUUGAUCUAAACAGGUGCAAAAAUGUGCAACACAAGUCAUUUUUAAAAGGUGUGAUUUGUGGCUUUCAGCUAUGCUAGGCAACUGUAAGAACUGUGCCUUGUGAUUGGGUAUCAUUAGCCAAUAGGAUUCUGGUAUGAACACAUUGAGGUUUCCCAGUGUACUUGUAAUGUAUAGUGUCAUGGGUUGUGUGUAAUUUAUUAGCCCGAUCUGUACAUGUAAGAAUACAAGUACAGCACUAAUUAAACUUAUAAAUACAAAACAGACACCAAUUUCAUUCAUUAUUUCUUUUUUAAAUUUUUUUUAAGAAGUUUAAUGUUUUACGUUACCAGGUUUUGACCUUGUUUAAAACCAACUGGGAGGAUAAAUUUAUGAUCCCUGAAUUAUUAAACAAGCCUAAUCAGCCAAAUAAGAAAGACUUCAAAUCUGCAGAUUUCUUCUGCAAUACAGAGAAGUACUUCAUUAUUGUGUAUGAUUCAUUGUUAUGUAUUUGUGUUUGUUCUAUUUAAGUUAUGCCAAAGCCUAUGAUCCUGACAACUGGUUUAUCAUUGAUGAAGAGACCGCUGAGAUUAAACUUAACAAAGUGCCAGACAGAGAGUCACCAUUCUUGGUGAAUGGUACUUACAUCGCAAAAGUUCUGGCAAUAACAAAAGAUAUGCCAUCAAAGACAGCCACAGGAACAAUUGCCAUUCAAGUAACUGACUCCAAUGACCACUGUCCAACGCUUACCACUACUCACAGCAGCUUAUGUUCUAAUGAAAAAAUAGUUUAUAUCACAGGCUUUGAUGAAGAUGUUAGUCCUAAUGCUGCUCCAUCACAUUCAAAAUAAUACCUGAAGGUACUCGAGGCACCUGGGAAGUAGAAGGCAUCAAUGAAACAAGUGCCGCUCUUCAUUCUCAGGAGGCAUUAUGGCCAGGAUUAUAUGAGCUGCAAGUAAAAGUGUUUGACGCUCAGGGUCUCUCUUGCGAGGCCAAUGACAUUUUUAGAGUGGAUGUUUGCACCUGUGUCAAAACAGAGCACUGCAAUGUACGGGCAGCCAAACUAGGAACAACUUCAUCUGAGCUCUCUGCUCCAGCCAUUGGUCUGCUGCUAGUAGUAGGAUGCAUAAUAUUGUUCAUUCCUUUUCUACUGCUGUUCUGUCAAUGUGGAGGAGCAGACAACAUCUUUCCUGAUCAAUUUAAUGACUUACCAUUUGAAGCCAAAGAACAUCUCAUGUCUUAUCACACUGAAGGCAAAGGUGAAGACAAGGUUCUGCCACUCCAAAGUGUGCCUGUUAUGUUGGGCAUGCAAAGCAAAGCUGAUUCAGCAGAUGCACAGAAUUUUAGCAACAUUUCAUCAAGAAUCACAGAAGCACUUCAGAUAAACACCUGCUAUAAUAACAGUUUACCAAAAUAUCAGGAAAACGGACAUAAUUUGUUGGAAGUUGACAAUGCUUAUGAAUUUUCAAGGGAAGUAGUCAACCAUAGCCAUGGAACUGCUACAUUUGGCAGACAAAGAUCUGGCAUCCAAAACACAACAGCUAUGUAUGAUAUAGCCCUACCUGAUACAUUCCUUGGUGAUUAUUAUUCACAGAAAACAGCAUGUGCUGUGCCAGUGAAGGAUUCGAUUUUGGAAUUUGAUUUCGAAGGACAGGACUCAUCUGCUGGAUCAGUGGGCUGCUGCAGUCUCCUAGAUUCUGACAACGAUCUGCAGUUCCUCAAUGACCUGGGACUAAAAUUUAAAACUCUGACUGAAAUUUGCGCCCCUCCUCUCCCAAAAGCAUUACAGACAAGCAGUGUUGCCAAUACCACUGACAUUGUUGAACCAAUUGUAAGGUCCAAAUCUGAGCAAAUUGUUGAAACUAGUAAUACCAGUGUACAGAAAGGGGGAAUUAUGUCAUCUAAAAGUUCCAAAUUGUCUGUCAGUACUGUAACCAAUACCUCACCAUCCAUAACACUUCCUCAUUCUAAGACUGCUAACCAUCACUCCGAUUCUUGCCAUCAUCAGAGUCUUAUGCUACAGCAGCCAGUUUACUACACCACUAACACCGUGCCACAGCCAUUGCACUAUAUUGUUCAACCACAAAUACCAAACGCAAUUAUUCUAGCAGAAGGGACUCAUAAAGCAAAUAUUCCUGGUUUGUAUGUAGUCAGUGAAUCCCAGACUCGUUCCGGUCUUGUAAUCAAUGGACCUCAAGUCUCGCCUUCUGGUAUAAAUACUCAGGGCACUGACAGCCCCAAAAUCCCAAUGCAGCCUUCUAGCCCCACAAGUCUAUUAAGUCCUACCCUGGUCUUACCUGGUAGUCAAGGUUUAUUCAAGGGCUCAUUUCCUAUGGAUGGUUGGAACAUCAUAGGAACAAACCCUGAUGGUAAUUAUAUAGUAAUUAAAAAGAAAAACUUUUUAGUUGAGGCAGAGAAUGUGGACCCGGGUUCAUCUCAGGGCACUUUGCCCAGGGGUGCUACCUCAGUGAAAGAGGCUGUUCCCCCUCAGGGGGUUUUAUGUCCAGCAGCCCAGGAAACUGUGUAUAACAAUGCUGAAAGGGACAGAGGGAGUGGGAGGCAACAACAAAUUAGGGAUGGGCACGCAGGGCAUACAGGUUCAGGGUUAGCAUCGGUUUUCAAAUCUAAUGUUGAGCAUCUGAAUUUCGGAAUUGAACACAUGCUAGCAGGAAUUUAACAGCUGCAAUGUGUACAUUAGUUUUUAGGGGGGUCAAUGUAAACCAUUUUCAGGGAAUUCCAUCUUUACAACAUACAAGUGAUGUUCCAAUAACAUGUAAGUCAAGCUCCUAAAAGCAAAAAAGGCCCAUACUGUAAUAAAUACUACUAAAGCUAAUGAAAAUACUCAAUUUAUCAGCCUUUAAAAGAAAAAGCUUUGAUGAGAAAAGCAAAGCUGAUGCAGUUCAUUGUCUAAUGGUAAGGGAAACAGAAAAAGAUUUUGUGCAAAUAGAUAUUGUAGUCAUCUUCAAAUCAAAACAAGAGAUACCAUUAGAUAAAGUUAAUAAGGUUGUCCAUUUUGUAUAUGACAAUGACACUAUGCAAGCAUCACAAAGGUCUUAGACAUAGUGGUUGAGAAACCAGGCAACAGAAUAGAUAAAAUUCUGUCUGAUUAAAUUAGUAAAACCCCUCAUUGAAAAAAAAAUUCAGAUGUGAAAAAUCUAAUGAUCCACAUGAGAGAGCUAAAGAAAAGCAGGAAAGUUGUUUGUUUUUUUUCUAAAGAUUUUUCUAAUGAGGUUAAAGCUAUAGUUACUUGAAUGUCCUUCUCAGAUUUCCUAUCUGGAUCAGACUUUAUUUGUAAAAUUAACACCUAAACAAUAAAAAUAAAAUCUUUUCUUAAGGAGGGGAAGACAAUCAAGACUAUCUCAAUACUUCAUCAAACACAAAAGAGGUGUAGACAAAGAGGUAGCAAUAACUUUAAAUUAACUAAGAAGAAAAUGGUUCAUAACUGUAGGCAAUACUCAACCAAACUCGUUGAAGAUUUCUCUACAGAUUUAGAAAAAUUAAAAAUGACUCAAAUUAAACUAAAAUCCAAUGUGGAAAGCCUAAGUAGCAUUGACUUUCUUUCUACUGAGGAGUAGCAGGGACUAAUUGAAAGCUCCCACUCGGAGCAGGAAGAAAGCAGCACACUAAUCCCUUAAAUAUUAAAAGUACUUGGGCCUGGUUACUUAAAGCUUGUAGCUGGACAAACUAACAAUGUGGGAGAAGUGACCAAAGUGCACAACCCACAAAAGACAUACAAAAUAUAAGUGAUUUAAUUAAGAAAACAAAUUAUGGAAUACAAACAAGGUAGACUUAGGAACACAAUCUAGGAAGUAUAAGGCUACACAAACCAUCUUAAAUUCAAUUGCUUAGCAGGGCAAAUCUCAAACACAAAUGCUGAACACAAAAUCACUGCUAUGCAGGAAAAAAAAACUACUAAUAAAAAACAACAACAUGAAAAUACAAACCCAGGUUUGUAUAUUCUAUAUGAACAAACCUGGCACACAAGCUUGGAAAAGACAAUGUAAUAGUAUAAUGAAUGUGUAACUAUGACAAUGAACCAACAGAGAGUAAAAGAACACUAAGACUUUAAAUAGAAGACAAUACCAGUGGAACUAACACUGAUUAGACACCACGAUACAGAUGAAAAUACAUUUUCAGAAAAAAAAACUAUACUCCAACUCUAGACAUAACUGCUAUGUAGACACUGCAUUUACAUUCAACUCGUAUCACUUAUCUCAUUUAACUGUCGGAUUCUAUCUGUAAUUCACUGUUUGUCUGGGUUUUUUUUGGCAUCUGAGGUAGAAGAGGCCCAGCUGUGGAGUGUUGCUUAAUUUUAGGUAUGUUUGUGUUAGAGGCAUCCCUUCAUACUAAAAUUUUUGAAUGUAUUCAUUUAUGCCGGCAUGUGGGUACAUUUUUUUAAGUAGAUGAGUGGUUUAUACAGUUGUUGGGGGAUAUAAAGGCUUACUAAAAAACAAAUCAUCAAUGCUUUUAGUAUACUAUUGUACUUGUUGCAUAUUAUCCUUUAACUUGUCAAGUCAAAAUUCAUUUUGAUGCCUAUUAUAUGUUGUGUUGUUUGUUGUUUACUAAAGUUUACUGUUAUACUAAAGCUCAAUUUUAUCAGGUAUAGUUCCAAUUGUCCUCACCAUAUUUGGACUAAUAGGAGUAUACUUAACAAUUUUUAGGGCUAUACUUAUACAUAGAUAUUUUUUUUUGCUAUACUAAUUGAAAUAAACACUAACAAACUAUGUAUUUAAAUAAAUAACCUGCUGUUAGUUUAAAAGUAAUGCUACUAAUUCACUUAGUUACAGCUUGUUGCGCAGAUAGUUUUUUGAUUAUAAGCACAUGAAAAUUUAAUUUAAAGCUUGCUUGUUUAUUUUAGAUUUUAAAAAUAUAUAUUAUUAGCACACUUGCAUACUCUGCUUUUAUAAGGGCUGCUUGUAUUGAGCCAAAUCGGGGCCAUAAGUCUUGACUAAGUAAAACAUCAUUUUUACAAAUAUCGUAAUUCACACACUAUAGAGCGCACCUGAGUUUAAGCUAGAUUUUAAUUAAAAAACUUUUUUUUUCAUAUAUUGGCCACACCAGUUUUUAAGUUUUUUUUGCUGUAACUUUUAAUUACGUAAAUACUGCAAAGUUUGUUUAUGGUACAGCGCCUGUAACAUGGCUGGUUAAAAAAAAAAAAAGUACAGCAGUAUACCACAAAAGUAAUUGACCAAUAUCUACUGCUGCCUUCUGCGCAUAAAACCACUAAAGUCAUCGUCUUUAGUAUGAAAAUAAACACACUUACUAUCUUU